AUGUCAAUUCCCCCCACUAUUCCGAAGGUCGCGCUGCCAAAGGCUCCAGAUCCACACGUCGACCCAGCCGGACACCUCAGGAGUAUUGGCGCAGUGAGAGAAAGAUGUGCGAUUGUGCUGGAGAAGGCGAAGAGGAAUCAAUUGAACCAUUUCAAUGUGGACAUGGCCAAGUUUGAAGAUACUACCAAGUUUGUCGUCUCAAUUAUUAAGCGCGAUUUUGCUCCCGAUUAUGCCAGUAUUCCCCCUCAUGGCAGAUGGCAGCAUUUCAACGUGGGUGGAAAGGACAGGAUCGCAGACAUGCUCGCUGGCUGGCCUUCUUCAAUUGAUCCCUCCGAACGUUGUCGCAGACUCCUCGACCUGUUCCUCGUUUCAGUUCUACUCGAUGCUGGUGCAGGAACAUCAUGGACAUAUAAGAGCAAAGACAGUGGCCGAGUUUACAGGCGGAGUGAAGGACUAGCAGUGGCAAGCUUGGAAAUGUUCAAAGACGGUUUGUUCAGUAGCAACACAAGUCAACCACACCAAGUCGACGGAGAGGGAUUGAGAGGCUUGACUGUUGAGAAGAUGGCUAAGGGACUGCAAGUCUCGGACAGGAAUCCAAUUGCAGGAUUAGAAGGACGAACAGGACUUCUGAUUAAAUUGGCAGAUGCUCUCAACAACCAGGAUCUAUUUGGCGCUGAUGCAAGACCUGGAAAUAUGCUUGACUACCUCAUCUCUCACCCAACCACACAAGCCUCCUCCGUCCCCGUCGUCCUCCUUCCUACACUCUGGUCAGUUUUGAUGGAUGGUCUUGCACCAAUCUGGCCAGCUUCUCGAACUGCCAUUGAUGGCACAUCUCUUGGUGAUGCUUGGCCACUAUCCACGAUGCCUUCCGACGCAACUUCUCAACCGUGGGAAGUCAUUGUACCAUUUCACAAACUCACACAGUGGCUCUGCUACUCUCUCAUGCAGCCAAUGUCCAAACUAAUCCAUAUCCACUUCGCUGGAGCUGAGCUCAUGACUGGUCUCCCGGAAUACAGAAACGGGGGAUUGUUCAUCGACACAGGCGUUUUGACCUUGAAGGAAGAGGAUGAGAAGAGAGGUUUACUCAGAUUCAAGAAGGAGGGAGAACUGAGUGGCAAGGGUAGCAUGGAGGUUGUUCCAAUGUUCACACCAGAUGAUGAUGUGAUUGUUGAGUGGAGAGCUGUUACGGUUGGAUUCCUGGAUCUGCUACUUGAGGAAGUGAACUCUGUUCUUGGUCUGCAGGGCCUAGACAAGCUUAGUCUGGUACAGAUGUUGGAGGCUGGAAGCUGGAAGGGUGGACGAGAAAUGGCUGAAAUCUCACGACCAAAUACCCAAUGCCCCCCAAUCGCCAUCCUCAGCGAUGGAACUGUCUUCUAA
Molecule: messenger RNA, 1377 nt
Organism: Mollisia scopiformis
Lineage: Eukaryota; Fungi; Ascomycota; Leotiomycetes; Helotiales; Mollisiaceae
Product: DUF1688-domain-containing protein
Exons: 4
Coding region: 1-1377 (458 amino acids)
Source: RefSeq, a predicted model, not a curated record